Molecule: messenger RNA, 855 nt
Organism: Gossypium arboreum
Lineage: Eukaryota; Viridiplantae; Streptophyta; Magnoliopsida; Malvales; Malvaceae
Product: putative disease resistance protein RGA3
Exons: 1
Coding region: 1-855 (284 amino acids)
Biological process (GO): defense response to other organism
Source: RefSeq, a predicted model, not a curated record
AUGGCAAAUGGACUGCUUGAGCACCCAAAGCAAAAGCAAGACUGGGAGGACGUUGGUGAUCAAUAUUUGAAUGAAUUGAUAUCAAGGUGCCUCACCCAAAUGAACCAAGAUUAUGGCGAUGUGUUUACCUUCAAAAUGCACGAUCUAAUACAUGAUCUUGCAUUAGAAGUGUCCCAAAAAGAGUUUAAAAUAGUGAAUUGCCAAACAAAAACCAUUGACGAAAAUGUUCGACAUUUAUCAUUUUGUGAUGACAAGCAGAUAAACGUUGCUCAAGUUUUUACUAAAUUGAAAAAUGUUCGAACAGUAAUGGUCCAAGAGGUUUCAAAGGAAUCAAAGGCUAUUCAUGAAUCUCUUGUAAGUCUCUGUGUCUCCAAUUUUAAGUACAUACGGGCACUUUGUCUACAGGAUUCACCAUUGGCAACUUUACCGAAUUCCAUUGGUGCCUUAAAACACUUACGAGAACUUGACUUGACCAACUGUUGCAAUAUAAAGAAACUUCCAAGUUCUUUCUAUAAGCUUCGAAGGUUACAAUCAUUAAGAAUGAGGGGUGCUCCUUUGAUGCAAUUGCCUGUGAGCAUGGAAAGCUUGAUUGAGCUUAGAUAUCUAGAAAUAACUAUUAAAGAUAAGAAAUUGAAAGGAAGUCGAUUAAGAAAUUGGACUUCACUUCAAUGCUUGGUGUUGGUUGAUUGUGACAAUUUAGAAUGUCUAUCCAAAAAAAUGAAAUGCCUCACCGGACUUUCGCAUCUAAUACUUUACGGGUGUACGGAGUUGAGUAACAGAUACUAUAUAAAUGGGCGUUUAGAUUGGCAGGAAUGGCUUAAAAACGACUGUUUAAGAGAUGGACUAUUCAAAUAA